Klebsormidium nitens is the source of this 2624-nucleotide messenger RNA. The record is from the annotation of a GenBank genome assembly. NCBI's taxonomy places the organism in Eukaryota, Viridiplantae, Streptophyta, Klebsormidiophyceae, Klebsormidiales, Klebsormidiaceae.
UGCCACUUCAAGGAGCAUGAUGCCUCAACAACAGUCGAAUGCACCACGGUCCACACCACUUGUUUGGGUGGUUUAUGCCAUUGCCAUUGGGGUACCUCUGGUAGAACUUGCCAAGUUGUUGGUGGCGCUGCAUUUUGCUUGAGGUUGGAUGCAGCAAUCAGAUUGUUCGAACGUACCGGUACUGAGCAGGGCAACCACCUGCUGCUGAUGGCGGACAGCGACAGCAACAGCGAUGCUGGGUAUGACCUAGACUGGCGCCAUGGGGGCCCUCAUGAGCAGAAGAAUGAGCGUGUUUUGACAGAGCAUCACGUCAAUAUGAAUGGGCCCAUGCCUAAUCCUAUGGCAGAGUUCUCCAAGCAGCGAAAGAAGGAUGCGAAGAAGCAGUCUGAAAGGAACAAGCCGAGGGACCUGGUGAAUCUGGAUACUGACUCGGAUAGUCAGGCGAAGGCUUCCCCGAAAGGGGCACUGGGGACACAAGGCCGGAAGGAGGUUGUGGACCUGAGUUCAAGCGAGGACGAUGAUGAUGACAAGCGGCCAGCAAAAUGGAGACCCCUAUCACGCAUGCCUACAGUGAUGGAGGACUGUGGGGGUCUGGCUGGGGACAGAGCGGCUCCCUCUGGACAGAACCCUGGCAAGCGACCUCCCGCUCCAUGGUCCCCUCCCAGGCCCGAGCUGUCAGAUGGGCCCACAGGGUCCAGUGGUGGCAUCGGCAAGGGGGAAUGCAAGAGAAAAGUCUCGGCGGACGCAAAGGGGAAGAAGAAAGUAGGUUGGUCGGACGACGAGGGCGGACAGAGAGACGGCGAGGAGAGCAGCGAUGACUCAGAAGAUGAGGUGGACCUCAUCAACGUGGCUCCGGCAAAGCAGAAAGCUGUGCCGAAACAAAAGGGAAGCGCGGGGGCCACGGGGGGUGCGAAGCGCCAGCGAGUGGAUGCUAGUGGAGCAGAUAACAAGAUGGAGGAUGCAGAGAGAGAUGGGGGCCUUGGGCAUGGGGUGGCAGGAGAGAGCAAGGGGGAGGAGGGGCUGGAGGGGCUGGACGAGAAGGAGAAGAAGCGGAGGCUGGCGGAGCUGAAGAAGCGGCGGGCAGCGCAGGAGAAGGCGCUCAAGGCGGAGCAGCGGGAGAAGCAGCGGCAGGAGCAGCGGCAGGAGAAGGAGCGGCUGAAGCAGGAGAGGCAGGAGGCCAGGAAACAGGCAGCCGAGGAGAAGCGCGCACAGCGGGAGCAGGAGAAGCAGCAGCGGGCGGAGCAACGGGACGCAUACCAGAAGCUGAGUGGGAAGGACGCGCUUGCCAACUGCACCGUGCGCAUCGACCAGUCGCUCAUUGGAAGGGAUCAGUUGGGAGUGAUGCUGACCUUGGAGCUGCAGUCAAAGCAGCUCAAGUUUGAGUGCUGUGCCAACGCAAUGGACUUCUCCAUCACCUGGCGGCGCGUGCACUACCGCAGCCGAGUGGGUACGCAAGACGAAUUCGAGAGCCAGAGUCAAGCACCGGAGUCACAGCCGGACUCGCAGGUCGAGGGGGAGGAGGUUGAUGUGCCAUACGUAGUGCUGGUGUACUCUGCCGCUGUGUUCUGCGACAUGGUGCGCACCGGGUCGCUGUGGACCACGCUGGAGGCCGCCAGCGUGUGCCACCCCGGCUGGACCGUCUGCCUGCUCGUCCCCGAGCUACGCAAGUACAUCAAACAGCGGAAGGCGGAAGAUUACAAGAAGGCGGGCGUGGCGGGGCACGUGGCGUGGGUGGACCCCGGGGUGGACGAGGCGCUGGCGCGGCUGUGCGUGCACUAUGACCGCGUGCGCAGCUGCACCCCCAAGGACGACAACGAGGCCGCGGAGCACAUCGCGAACCUCACGCGCGGCCACGCAGAGGCGCCCUACAAGAAGGCGUCGACGGUGGUGGGCACCUUCGGCGGGGGCAACCACCUGAAGCCGUCGGACAAGGCACGCCUCAAGAAGUGGCCCUGGCUGAAGGGGCUGACGCUGCUGGACGGCGUGUCCAUCAACGUGGCGGAGGCCAUCAAGCGGCGCUACCCCACGCUGCGCUCCCUCCUGGACGCCUACCACCACCCCACCACCACGGCCCAGGAGAAGGCGGCGCUCUUGAAGGACCUCCCGCGGACCAUUGGCUUUGGCGAAGGCUCGCAGCCGGGCCAGGAGUCGAGCCGCCGAGUGGGGCCCAAGUUGUCGGAGAAGGUUCACCGUUUCUUUACUGCACGAGAUCCCGACAUGAUGAUUGAAGAAAUUGGAGAUAAGGGUUGAGCAGCGCUAGCGAGUACUUGCAGAGACAACUAGCGUCAGCAGACAAUUGCAGUCCGAUCCGCGUAUCUUUUUGCCUGGGACAGCCGAGGACAGAUCUGCUGGUUGACACAUCAGAGUUGCGUGUUGAUCAACGUAAUGAAGCUCAGACCGAUGCGGACACAAGGUGGCAGGUAUGCUGGAGGUUCACAGAGGGAGGUGUCAAGCUUCGACCUCCGAGUUCCUCCUUACGCAGGUUCAAAACUUUGUCGGCUCAAGCAGCUUGCAUUUGGGGGAGAUGUGCACCAUGCGGAUCGGAACGUUAAGGUGCAGUUAUUGCUCUGCAUCUCCGAGUCGGGUCAUUUCAAUCCUACAGUUCUUGAGCUGGCGUCAGCCCU